This is a messenger RNA of Cephus cinctus (wheat stem sawfly), 1661 nucleotides long. RefSeq names its product sensory neuron membrane protein 2. Gene Ontology annotation, cellular component: membrane; cytoplasm. Bases 98 to 1630 code for a protein of 510 amino acids. The transcript is spliced from 8 exons. Gene Ontology annotation, molecular function: scavenger receptor activity. NCBI's taxonomy places the organism in Eukaryota, Metazoa, Arthropoda, Insecta, Hymenoptera, Cephidae. The record is from RefSeq and is a predicted model, not a curated record.
UACAUGGUUAUGUCUCAUAGGAGUUGAGUGCACAGUAUAAUUCUCAUGUAAAACUGUACAAGUCGCAGUAAAACGAGUUCGUUAGUUUUGUGUUAUAAUGGGCAAAAGAGUUAAUUGGUAUAAUUUAUUAUGGUAUUUGGUAGGUCUUCUUCUUCUUGGUACUGGAAUUUUUAUUAUUAUCAAGAAACCUCAUACUGACAUAGUAUUGAACUUCGUACACAAAAAGAACAUGCUUGUACCUGGAAAUCGAAUUUACGAUAUUUGGCAGAAUCUUGAAUUCGAUUUUCAAGUAUAUUUAUUUCACGUAACUAAUCCUGCUAAAGUCAUGAAGGGCGAACCACCUCAACUAGUCGAAUACGGACCCUACGUUUACGACGAGCAUCUCUACAAGGAGGUGAUAAAAGUUGACGAAGAACGAGACGAGAUCGAAUAUAUGUUAAAGCGUAAGCUAGUUUUCAAUAAAGAGAAAUCUAAUGGAAAUUCAGACGAGGAACCAAUCACAAUAUUGAAUUCGGGUUAUCUCGGAAUUAUGCUUAUGAUUAACAGCUUACUACCAUCGAUGGUGUCAACAAUGGGUGCCGACGUGCAGAAAUUGUUUCCCAAACUCAGAGAUAUAUUUUCCCGUGGUAAAGUGAAAGAUAUACUUCUAGAUGGUAUACCGUUUGUUUGCGACGUACAGAAAUAUCCAGAAUUAUUAUCCAUUUGCAAUAUCGUCCAAGGAAAACCACCUCCUGCUAUUAAAGCAACAGACACACCAGGACAUUAUCUGUUUAGUUUAUUCGGCAAGAUUAACCAGUUUCCAGUAGGGCCGUUCACGGUUAAUAGAGGUGUAAAAGAUUGGCGACGUCGUGGAAUUUUAACGUCUUUUAAAAACUCCGAAUAUUUGACAUACUGGGCACUUCCAGAUUGCAGUAAAAUUUCUGGCACCGACAGCGUCGUAUCGCCACCAAUGACCACACCUGAACCAGAGAUAAGUUCCUACAUAGUGGAUUUGUGUCGAUCAGUAAAUGUUAAGUAUAAUGGUACUGUAGACAUACUUGGUCUAAAUGGUUAUUCUUACACAAAGGUGAACAGCUCAUGGGAAGGUAAUGAAACAGAUUGUUAUUGUCCAAAAAUUAAACAAGAAACAAAAUGUCCGCUGUACGGUUUAAUGGACGUAACAAAAUGUCAGGAAGCACCAGUAAUCGUAUCCGAACCACACUUUCUGCAUGGCGCACAAGAGCUUUUAUUGUAUGCCAAAGGUUUAAAUCCGGACGAGGAACGUCAUAAAACUUUCGUCAUAAUGGAACCAUUGACCGGUAUCCCUCUAAGGGGCUUUAAAAAGAUGCAGUUGAAUAUGUACUUGCAAAAGUUGCCUGUGAAAUUAUUGUCCAAUGUAAGCGAAGGAUAUUUCCCUUUUGCUUGGGUGGCAGAGGGCAAAAUGGAGCACGCCGAACUUCUGAUCGAUGUGAUCCAACUGCAUCGUCUCUUGAGACUUUUUGAUUUUAUCUGUUGGUUACCCAGCAUGUGUGCAAUCUUUAUUAUCUUCGCCACAUGCUGCUUGCAUAACGUAAGAAAAUCCACGAAAAACGUGGUGCCAGUUCUUCGAUACUCUCUGACAGUUUCGCCAAUUGCGCAUGCGCGGAAUUAAGUACAUCGCAUAGGACGUGUCAGCAAUUGAA